Molecule: messenger RNA, 1003 nt
Organism: Monopterus albus (swamp eel)
Lineage: Eukaryota; Metazoa; Chordata; Actinopteri; Synbranchiformes; Synbranchidae
Product: general transcription factor II-I repeat domain-containing protein 2B-like
Exons: 2
Coding region: 282-932 (216 amino acids)
Source: RefSeq, a predicted model, not a curated record
GCUGUGUGCGAAAUCAAUUGGCCUGGGAGAUGUGGUACGUGAUGUCAUUAAAAUAAUAAACUGUAUUCGCUCCAAGGCACUCUCACACCGCCAGUUCAGAAGCCUUUUAGAAGAGAUUGAUGCACAGUAUCAAGAUCUCCUUUACCAUCAAGAGGUCAGGUGGCUGAUCCGAGGGAAGGUGCUGAAAAGAUUUGCGGGAUGCUAUUUUUGACUUUCUGAAGAGCAAGGACAGUGAGACUCAAGUGCCCUCAGAUGAAAAAUGGAUUUGUGACGUGGCUUUUAUGGUGGACAUCACUGACCAGCUCAACACCCUGAAUGUGCAGCUUCAAGGAAAGGAGCUAAUUAUUACGGAGAUGUUUGACCACAUAAAGGCCUUUCAGAGAAAACUGCAGCUACUGUGUCGACAUCUGUCAGCAGGAAACCUGGCUCACUUCCCCAGUCUGAGAGAGGUAAACCUGGUACAACAGAAACUGUCUGAAUAUGCAACACUUGUCAGCAACCUAGACCUGGAGUUUGAAAUGCGCUUUCAGGACUUCAGGAAGAAUUCAGGUGACAUGGAGCUGUUUUCCCAACCCUUCAGCACAAGUGUGGACUGUGUCCCUGAUCACAUUCAGAUGGAGCUGAUUGAGUUUCAGUGCAAUUCAGAGCUGAGGAAUAAAUUAAUGUCACUGAAACUGAAGGACUUCUACACACAUAUCUCACCAGAACGGUACCCAAACAUUAGGAAGCAUGCACAGGUGAUGUUAUCUCUGUUUGGCAGCACCUAUAUUUGUGAACAGACUUUCAGUGUAAUGAACCUUAACAAAACCAGGCUCAGAAGCACUCUGACUGAUCUACACCUGCAGGACGUUCUCACCCUCUCAGUUAGUCAGCUUCAGCCUGACAUUGAGAGGCUGGUCAAAGCCAAAGACCAGCUUCAUGUGUCUCACUAAUAGUGUCAAACUGCUGCUGUUUGCUGUCAGUAUGGACAUGCAUAUGGACAUAAUUCGUGGCUAAAUAAAGA